GAGGGGGCGGGGCUAACUCCCCGCCGCAGCCAACGGCCUGACCCAACCGCAGGCGGGCUGCGGCCUCCGCGCGUCCGGGACUGGCCUUCCUACCUGCUCUUCUCGGUGUCUUGGGUCUGUCAGCCCCGCUGCCGGCCUCUCGAGGUCUCUGUCGGCCUGCUUCUUUACUUUUCGUGGUUUGUGUCCGCGUCCGCAGUCCCUCUCCUGUCUCUCCAGCGUUGGUCAUUCUCCCGGGCUUCAGUGUACGAGACGUGAGGGCUUGACCCCGCGCCCAGACCUACCCCAAGAGAGAUGGAGGAGCCGGGGUCCCGCGCAGAGGUCAUGGAAGAAAUGACAUCGUGCUCCUUCAACAGCCCUCUGUUCCAGCAGGAGGACAAGAGGGGGAUCACCUACCGGAUCCCAGCCUUGCUCUAUGUGCCCCCUACCCAGACCUUCCUGGCCUUUGCAGAGAAGCGCUCCUCGAGCAGGGAUGAGGAUGCUCUCCACCUGGUGCUGAGGCGAGGGUUGAGGACUGGGCACUCAGUACAGUGGGAACCCCUGAAGCCCCUGAUGGAAGCCACAUUACCUGGGCAUCGGACCAUGAACCCCUGUCCUGUGUGGGAGCGGAAGAGUGGCCGUGUGUACCUAUUCUUCAUUUGUGUGCGGGGCCAUGUCACUGAGCGUCAACAGAUUGUGUCAGGCAGGAAUGCUGCCCGCCUCUGCUUCAUCUGCAGUCAGGAUGCUGGCUAUUCAUGGAGCGAGGUGAGGGACCUGACCGAGGAGGUCAUUGGCCCAGAGGUGGAACAUUGGGCCACGUUUGCUGUGGGCCCAGGUCAUGGCAUCCAGCUGCAGUCGGGGAGGCUGAUCAUCCCUGCAUACGCCUACUACAUCCCUUACCGGUUCUUUUGCUUUCGGCUACCAUAUAAAGCCAGGCCUCAUUCCCUGAUGAUCUAUAGUGAUGACCUAGGAGCCACAUGGCACCAUGGCAGGCUUAUUAAGACCAUGGUGACAGUGGAGUGCGAAGUGGCAGAGGUAACCGGGAAGGCUGGCCAUGCUGUGCUGUAUUGCAGUGCCCGGACACCAAACAGGUGCCGGGCGGAGGCUCUCAGCACCGACCAUGGUGAAUGCUUUCAGAAACCAGCUCUGAGCCAACAGCUCUGUGAGCCCCCUCAUGGCUGCCAAGGCAGUGUGGUGAGUUUCCGGUCCCUGGAGAUCCCAAAUGGGUGCCAGCACCCUGCUGGCAAAGAUGCUCCUACCAUUCAGCAGAGCCAUCUGCUGGAGAGCUCACUGAGGCUAGAGCCAGAAGCUAGAACCCUGUCAGAAUCAUGGCUCUUGUACUCACACCCAACCAAUAAGAAACGGAGGGUCGACCUUGGCAUCUACCUCAACCAGAGCCCGUUGGAGGCUGCCUGCUGGUCCCGUCCCUGGAUCUUGCACUGCGGGCCCUGUGGCUACUCUGAUUUGGCUGCUCUAGAGAAGGAGGGCUUGUUUGGGUGUUUGUUUGAAUGUGGGACCAAGCGGGAGUGUGAGCAGAUUGCCUUCCGCCUGUUUACAGACCGAGAGAUCCUGAGCCACGUGCAAGGGGACUGCACCAACCCUGGUAGGAGCUCUGAGCCAGCUCAGAACUAAUUGGCUUAGGACCCAACUUUCCAUAGAAGGGCUACCAUAGGAGGCAACCACAGCCAGGACAGUGGAGGCCAGGAUAACAGAGGUUACUGAAGUCUGCAGAGAAUCCAAAAUCGUAAUAUUCUGCUCCCUGCCUUUUUUCACUUCUCCAAAGAGCAAAAUGAAAAUUUUGCCAUAGCUACUGCAGUCGAAAGGGCACUGAAGUGUGAGUUGAGAGACCAUGGUGUAGUCCUGGCUUUUCCACUGGCUUGCUUUGGGACCUUGGGCAUGUCACCUGUACUCUCUGGGCCUCAGGUCUCCAUCUGUAAAAUGAGAGGAUUGGGCCUGUGAUUUCCCUUCUUCCCAUCCCUAGGAAAGGCAGAGUGCCUGCAUGCUCCCUGAUCAGCAAGUCCUGGCUGCAUAUAGGACUCUUAUCUCAAAAUGGAAGUCAGAGGACUCAGCUUUUCAAAUGACUCUCCACUCAUCCACGUACGAGGUUACAAGCAGGUGUCAUGGCACAAAGGAAGAUGUGGGUGGGUUGUUCUGUUUUUAAUAACAAAACACACACAUCCUUCUAAUCGUGCUCAGAGCGCUACAGGCUCACUGUUCUAGAGGAAUUGGGCAAAAUAGUAGGAUCAUGGGGUCACUUACCUUCUCCAGCUUUGCAGCUCUACUCAACCUUCCCUUAUCCAGAAAGCAUUAUCUCCUAGGGAGAAAGUGAGAAGCUCAAUGUCAGUGGGCCUUGAUGAUGGUACUUAUUGUUUCUGAUGGCAUGACUCCUAUGAAAGAUCAACUUGAAGUUCAUUUAUUAGGAUCGUUCUUAAUGGGAAAUGGACAUGGGUUAGGACUUUAAAGCAUUGGACAAAACUUCCCCCAGUCUCUGCCCUCAAGGAGUUCACAGUUUAUGGGGCUAGAAGAGGGAGAAAAGUCAAGAAAACAAAUGCAGCUGGUAGGGUAGUGUGUAGAUGUUGGGCUCUAACUUGGGGUGAUGGUAGCUCCUGAUGUCAUUGUGCCCGGAGCCAUCUGCCCCAGAGCUUGCCCAGGCUGCUGGGCUUCUCAGUUUGUUUUUCUCAGAAUGUUGUCCUGGCCCAGCCGCUCCUUUACCCACGGAGAAGGUCUUCACCAUUAGGAAGGUCUCUGGACUCCCAAAGCUCUGAAUCAGGCGUAUUUGUUCGGACCUACUGAAAUCCCUGUUGGGGAAGUAGGGAUGCCUCUUUGUCUAAUAGAUUUGGGGCCGAACUUGGCCAGUGCUGGUUCUCUCAGAUGAAAGCAGAUGGUCGCUCUUACUUUUGAUUGUUUCCCCCAUGAGCCUGUUACUGUGACAGAUAUUCUCUCAUGAGAGAUAUCUUUUUUGUCCCUAUUUGGGCGGAUAAUGCCUUAAACAGGCAUCAGGUAAAUAUAUUUCGUGCUGAGUAAUGACCCUGGGGAGCAAGUCUUAGUCGUGGAACACAGCCUAGGAGGCUGGGGGUUGCAGUCCUACCAGUCAGAUGGCAGGGAGUCCUACAGGAUGGAAGUAGAGAUUAACUUCACCUACUUCAGCGUAUGGCUUAAGCCCAGGGCUUAGAGGGGCUUUUAAAAAUCCCCUUAGCCUCUCAUACAUUUGCUAAAGUUAUCUUCCCAAUACACAGUUAUGAUCAUUCAUUCACUCAUUUAUACAUUUAUCUAAAUAUUUCUAUAACUGAGUGUCUAGGCAUGAUGUGAGAUACUUUCUAUUGCCAUUCCCUGGUUGAAAAUCAUGUCUGGCUCCUAAUUGCCUACUAAAGGGUGUUUACAUUUAGCCUGGCACGUAGGACCUUCAGUUGUUGGGUGAAAUAAUGAAUACUCAUCUGUACUUCUUUAUAUUGAAGCCACUAUCAGAGAAGGCCUCUGUCAAGUUGGCAAGUGGAGGGGAUGGGGCUUUGGGAGUGGGCGGAG
Molecule: messenger RNA, 3498 nt
Organism: Mesoplodon densirostris (Blainville's beaked whale)
Lineage: Eukaryota; Metazoa; Chordata; Mammalia; Artiodactyla; Ziphiidae
Gene: NEU3
Product: neuraminidase 3
Exons: 3
Coding region: 292-1608 (438 amino acids)
Biological process (GO): ganglioside catabolic process; oligosaccharide catabolic process
Cellular component (GO): cytoplasm; lysosome; membrane
Molecular function (GO): exo-alpha-sialidase activity
Source: RefSeq, a predicted model, not a curated record